AUGGAAAAUGUAAAUUUCAGAAAAAAAUUAGAGACUAAAGAAAUCAGAUCUAAAUUAAAAACACCAGAAAGAACAAGACCAAAUUCUUGGAAGCACAAAGAUAAUGAAAUUUUAUCAAACACCAUUCCCAAUAAUCACAGUCAAACUCGACAAAACGUUCAAAAUAAUAUGAAUGAUAUAAAGAAAGAUACUACUUCUCAUACUAUAGGGUCAAAAACGACUGGGUAUAAAUUCAAAUUUCCUCGUUCUAAUUAUCCCAAAGUAGAUCCCCGACUUACCGAUCCAACAGUUACCAAUAGAGAAAAACUAAUUUCUAUGGAACAAGAAUAUUACGAAGAGUUUCCAUCUAAGGAUAUACCGGAGAAAUCAUCGAAAAAUUAUAAAUUUAAUUGGCAAAGAAAUGCUAACAUAUCCGAUUACACGGAGAAUCUUAUGGAUGAAAUAUCGCAUAAAAAUUCUAGAUUUUCUAGAUAUAAUUCGAAAAACGAAAAAUUCACUAAUUCCAGGAAAUCUAACGACACGUUGAAAAAUUGGAACGAGACAAAUGCUAGCAGAAUUCGAUCCAGAACUUGUUCACCUCCCAUCAGUCGACGAAAAAGAAGUAGAUCUUUUUCCAAAACGUUCUACGAGGAAUUGAAUCAACAUGAAGAUCAACGAAAUACAGAAGAUUCGGAAUAUAUGAAUAACGAUGAGCCUCGAUUUUCACAAAAUUCAAAUUCAAACGAAUCCGUAAAUGAACCAAAGUUUGUGGAUCGUGGAGUGGAUAAGGACAGUUUAUCCGACUUGCAAAAUGUUUGUACAUCCACUGAACGAUUGUUCAGUUCGAGGACAACGAUUGUGGAUCCUUUGUCGGAUACCGGUAAUACAAGAGUUAGCUUCUGGGAGUUCAUUCCAUUGGACGAUAUCGAUGAUCAAAAAUGCGAAAAGAUUACUGAACAAGAAAGUAAGAGAACUGGUUUUCUGCACCAGCAAGUUCGUUUAAGUAAUGAGAAUUAUUCUUCCACUAAACGUUCGCCCAAUAAUUUUAUUAGAGUUGAGAGAAGAACAGAAGUUCAAAAAGAUAUCAGAAAAAUACCCGAAGAAAAUUUUCCGAAUUUCAAAUUAUACGAAAAAGAAUUUCCGAAAAGGUUAAAUACGGAAAAAACUGCGUUGUUCAAUUCUUUUCAGAACGAACGAUACAAUGAUAGAUCAAAUACUACUGAGGCAAAGUUUAUGAAUUCUAACCUCGAAAGACAGAGAAUAAUGUAUUCGAAUAUUCCUAUAAAAAUGAAAAUUGUCAAUACAUCGAAGACUCAAGAACGAUGUAAUUACGAAUCCAAAAGUCAAACCAAGAUCGGCAGUAGAUUUAAUUUUGGAUGGACAAAUAAGACGAAUCGAUAUUUAAAAAGACCAGUCAGUGCACCGAAGCCUGAGAUCAUCGAAGACAAAAAGAAGAGAAUGAUGCAUAUGCAAAACGAUGCAUAUAAACAAAAGCUAAAAACAAAUAUUAUGGAGAGAACGGCGGCGUGUUUGAAACGCAAACUGGAUAAAACGAAAAUCAAGGAAGAUCUGGCAAUUUUGAAUCAGCAGAUAAUCCAGAAGAAGAUAAAGUCUGAACAGUCUGCCUCCAAAUUGCCUGUAAGAAUAGGAAAACGUCUUAGAUCGAAGAAUCCUAUCGCUAGAAAUCGAAUUAAUGAGGCAAUGUACGGUACCAAACAAGAAAAUAAAGAGAUAGAAAUAAAAGAAUUUAAUGAUACGUGUCAAUUGAACAAUAUAAGAUCUCGAACGAAACCGAAGUUGAGACCGAGCGUGAUAAUAGAUGAAGGGAUAAAUGUUACCGAAACUUCGAAGAAUCUUCCAUUGAUAGAGAAAAUGCAGUCUAUCGUGAAUGAUUGUAGAAUUGGAGUUAAAGCUAAUUUCAAUGAGGAUUUGAAAAAUGUGAAAUCAACAAUGAUUAAAGAUCACGAUAUAAAGAAAGAUGCGAAAUCUUUGAACGAAGAGGAUAAGAAUGUUGAGGUUAAAGAUAGAAUCGAGUCGAAAAAAUUUGUAAAUAUCGAGGAGAAUCGACGGAAGAGGAAUAACAUGAAUGAUAAUCGAGAGAUGAAUCAAAAGAAUUUUUCAAUAAGAGAAGAAAUCGAAGGUAUUUCAAAAAAUGGUUUGAAAGAGAAAUGUUUUUUUCGUUUGAACGAUAAUAUUACCUGUGAUAAUUAUUACGAUAAAGAAUAUAAGAACGUAAAUCCACUUCGAUCGCGAAACAUAUCAAUCAGAUCACAAUUUUGA
Messenger RNA from Apis laboriosa (Himalayan honeybee), 2259 nucleotides. RefSeq lists its product as uncharacterized. The transcript has 2 exons. The record is from RefSeq and is a predicted model, not a curated record. The coding region runs from base 1 to 2259 and encodes 752 amino acids. Lineage: Eukaryota; Metazoa; Arthropoda; Insecta; Hymenoptera; Apidae.